This is a messenger RNA of Piliocolobus tephrosceles (Ugandan red Colobus), 1615 nucleotides long. It is a transcript of the gene GALNS, whose product is annotated as galactosamine (N-acetyl)-6-sulfatase. Gene Ontology annotation, molecular function: arylsulfatase activity. NCBI's taxonomy places the organism in Eukaryota, Metazoa, Chordata, Mammalia, Primates, Cercopithecidae. The record is from RefSeq and is a predicted model, not a curated record. The transcript has 6 exons. Bases 16 to 936 code for a protein of 306 amino acids.
AGUCUGGCUGACACCAUGUGGUUGCGUUUCCGUUUUCUCAGUGGGCAUGACGUUCCCACUUUCUCCAGGGGACCUGGCAGCCGCGGCAUCUCAUAUGAGCCCCCGGAGAGCUGCCCUGAGGCUCGGAUCUUGCACUCCAGCCAGAGUGCCCUGGCUGGGCCCUUUGUCCCCAUGACCGGUCUCAGUGACUCAGUGUCACCUGGGGAGGGGGAGGGCCUGGGGACACCGAGUCCCAGUGGCCUGACGUGGGGCCCCUCUCUCCCAGGUGGCAGCAACGGCCCCUUUCUGUGUGGGAAGCAGACCACGUUUGAAGGAGGGAUGAGGGAGCCUGCCCUCGCGUGGUGGCCGGGGCACAUCGCCGCAGGCCAGGUGAGCCACCAGCUGGGCAGCAUCAUGGACCUCUUCACCACCAGCCUGGCGCUUGCGGGCCUGACACCACCCAGAGACAGGGCCGUUGAUGGCCUCAAUCUCCUCCCCGCCCUCCUGCAGCGCCGGCUGAUGGACAGGCCCGUCUUCUAUUACCGCGGGGACACGCUGAUGGCGACCACCCUCGGGCAGCACAAGGCUCACUUCUGGACCUGGACCAACUCCUGGGAGAACUUCAGACAGGGCAUUGAUUUCUGCCCUGGGCAGAACGUUUCAGGGGUCACGACUCACAACCUGGAAGACCACACGAAGCUGCCCCUGAUCUUCCACCUGGGACGGGACCCGGGGGAGAGGUUCCCCCUGAGCUUUGCCAGCGCUGAGUACCAGGAGGCCCUCAGCAGGAUUACCUCGGUCGUCCAGCAGCACCAGGAGGCCUUGGUCCCCGGGCAGCCCCAGCUCAACGUGUGCAACUGGGCAGUCAUGAACUGGGCACCCCCGGGCUGUGAAAAGUUACGGAAGUGUCUGACACCUCCAGAAUCCAUUCCCGAGAAGUGCCUCUGGUCCCACUAGCACCUGCGUGGACCCAGGUCAGGCCUGGAAUCUCCAGUUGGCUCUGGCCUCGGUGCUCCCCCCACCCUGCCCAGGCCAGACAGACGGCACCUGCAGACACAGGGGGACUGCACGACUCCACCUGCCCAGGACCUGACCCUGGAGUGUGCUCGGCCCUCCUCCUCGCCCACGGCGCCUCAGAUCUCAGGACCCUCCUCCUCGCCCACGGCACCUCAGACCUCAGGACACUGCUGUCUCACGCCUUUGUGAACCCCAAAUAUCUGAGACAGGUCUCGGUCAAUUUGGAAAGUUUCUUAAGUUUAUUAAGGAUGCGCCCGUGACAGCCUCAGGAGGUCCUGAAAACACAUGCCGGAGUUGGUGGGGGUACAGUUUGCCUUUGCGUCUUAGGGAGACGUAAGAUCCGUAUGUGUAAGAUGCACGUUGGUUCGGCCAGCCUUCCACUGAAUACACGAUCGAGUCUGGCCCCGUGAAUCCGCAUUUUUAUGUUAAUAAGGGAGGGGAGCGAUCAGAUAAGCGUUUGUCUCAGGGGAGCCCCAGGGGGUGACCUCCAGUUCCGUCUGUCCUUUGUCCACAAGGAAUUUCCUCGGGCGCUAAUUAUGAGGGAGGCAUGUAGUCUUUAUCAUUGCAGCUAUGUUAUUUAGAAAUAAAACGGGGCAGGUUUGCCUAAUUCCCAGCUUGA